GGCCAGAGAGAGGGGGUAGGUACAUGAAUCUCAGUUAAUGAAGACCCUAAGGAGAUUCUUUUCAAAUUUAUGGUGAAAUUUUUCCCAGUGGAUCCUGGACACCUGAGAGACGAGCUGACAAGGUAUCUCUUUGCCCUUCAAAUCAAGAAGGAUUUGGCCCAAGGAACGCUUCCGUGCAGUGACGACUGCACAGCACUGCUGGUGUCUCACAUUUUACAAUCGGAGCUGGGUGACUUUCAUGAAGAAACAGACAGGAAGCAUCUGGAACAAAACCACUACUUACCUAACCAGGGCGGCUUAGACAGCAAGAUCCUGCGCUUUCAUCAAAGACACAUUGGUAAGAGCCCCGCAGAAUCAGACAUCCAACUUCUGGACAUAGCAAGGAAGCUCGAAAUGUAUGGGAUCAGACCUCACCCCGCUAGUGAUGGUGAAGGGACUCAGAUUCAUUUGGCUGUUGCCCACAUGGGAGUGCUGGUAUUACGGGGGAAUACAAAGAUCAAUACUUUCAACUGGGCUAAAAUCCGUAAGCUGAGUUUUAAGAGAAAGCAUUUUCUUAUCAAACUCCAUGCGAGCAUUUCGGUGUUGUACAAGGACACGCUGGAGUUUACCAUGGCUAGUAGGGAUGCGUGCAAAGCCUUCUGGAAGACAUGUGUUGAGUACCAUGCCUUUUUUAGACUCUCUGAAGAACCCAAAUCAAAGCCCAAAACACUCUUCUGCAGUAAGGGCUCAAGUUUCCGCUAUAGUGGAAGAACCCAAAGGCAACUUCUGGAAUAUGGGAAAAAAGGUAGGCUGAAGAGCUUACCCUUUGAGAGGAAACAUUACCCGCCUCAAUACCACGAGCGACAGUGUAGGUCGUCCCCGGACCUCCUCUCCGAUGUGGCCAAGCAGGUUGAAGAUUUGCAUCUCGUGUAUGGCGGUGGGUGUUACCGCAGUGUGAAUGGAGUGCAUGCAUCAGAACCCACGCUGGACAGCAGGAGGAGGAAUUCCACAGUGGAGGUGACGUUCGCAGCUGAGUUUGAGCGCUCCAAACCGGAAGCCGACCCAACACUUCUGCAUCAGUCCCAAAGCAGCUCAACUUUCCCCUUCCUUUACACCAAACCUGACUUCAACGCUGACCCUGAGCCUGAUGAUUUCUAUAGGCCGAAGAGCCCUCUCAACUCCUUCCAGACAAGCUCAGAGUUUGCCAAAGGUAACACAAGCGUAUCUGGGAACACAAGAGGGGUUGUCCCCCCAAGGCAGCAGCUAACCUACACUGAUCUACCUUAUAUUCCCAAUGUUAGCCAGCAGGUUGACAUUGUACCUCCACAAGUCUUUUUUUAUGUGGACCAGCCACCCCAGGUGCCCAGGCGCUCUCCAGCCAUGGCCACUUUAGGGAAGGCAGCCAAAAGAAGCCCUCAUGAUGCCAGGAGGGAGCCCUUUCAGCAUGACUUUCAGGAACUGGAAGAAGCCCUAGCCAGGACUAGCAGCGGGGACAGCCCCAACAGGGGUGUGGAAGAUGAUGACAGAACUCUGGAAGAUGCCUUUGAGUACAGGGUUCAGGAGCACACCCCUAAACGGUCCCACAGCCACUCAGACAUGAAAACCAUCCGCUUUCCUUUUGGGUCAGAGUUCCAACCCCUGGGGCCUUGCCCUGCUCUAAGCCGAAAAGCUGAUUUCUUCACGUACAUGCUUGCCCAGCAGGAGUUUCCAGAGGUCUUGCAGAGUCGGAGUACAGCUGACCAGUAUUCAGGUAGUGAACCCAGUGAUUCAGAACCAGAGAUGCCUCACCCAGAUUACUACGCUCUGUGUGACAAAACAGUGAGAUUACCCAUGACCAGAAUCCGUUUGUCUUCUGCUAGUCUCCAACUAGAUGAAGCAGAAGAGGAGGCGUCUUUUACUACACCUGCUGCUCACUCCGGCAGGACCACUCUGAAACCACGCAAUUAUUUUUUAGCGUAAGUGAUAGACCAAGUUUUACAAAUACUUUUCUUUCUGCAAAAUAUUUUCGACCCUCAUCCUCCUUGCAAAGCACCCUAGGUCCCCAGUGGAGCUACUACUCCUGCCCCUCCCUCCCUCCGCUGUGGUUGGGGGAGGGCGAAAGGGAUUUUGAAGUUAGUGGAGGGGUACAUGUGGCCUACAUCCCCAGCUAUAACCUGAAACGUCUUUUUCACUAGAAUAUAUUGCUUUAAAUGGAGGUUAAGUUAUAUAGUGUUGUUAGCACCAUUAUUCUACCUUAGGGUUAAUAAUUGACUGCCACGGGUGAACAAUUAGGUGGCAUCCUUGAGAGGUACAUGUUGACUUUGGUGGUUGGCCAAUACCGGCAGCAUCAGGACAAGUCUCUCUCUCUCCUCAAGACUCCCAUCGCCACCCUUCUCUUCCUGUAGACACUGUCUGUUCCUCCACAUCUCCUGUGCCAGUGAAGUAUCUUGGUGUAUCUUUCUUGGUUCCCAUUACAAUAAGCACACUGUGUGUUUAUCACAUCUUACGAUGCCUUGAUCUUUCUUAAGUUAACUUGUAACCCCUCUGUUGUCAUCUUUAUUUCUCCAUGUAAAGCCCAAUAUAAGAAACAAGACUAUGUGCU
Vombatus ursinus (common wombat) is the source of this 2560-nucleotide messenger RNA. RefSeq names its product FERM domain containing 7 (gene FRMD7). Lineage: Eukaryota; Metazoa; Chordata; Mammalia; Diprotodontia; Vombatidae. The transcript has 10 exons. The record is from RefSeq and is a predicted model, not a curated record. Gene Ontology annotation, cellular component: cytoskeleton. Gene Ontology annotation, molecular function: guanyl-nucleotide exchange factor activity. The coding region runs from base 70 to 1938 and encodes 622 amino acids.